AUGGCACUAAUGACUAGUCAUUUCAAACAAUAUGAGCGAAUAAAAAACUCAUCAGAGUCUUGUUCCGUUCAUCAAUGUUCUAGUUUACCGCACAGUAUAUGUAAUCAUUGUGAUCAUCACUUUUGCCAUGAUCAUGCGAAUGAACACGAAAAUCAAUGCAGUCAAAGUCGACCACAUUUAAUCAAUACGAUCGAUAAACUUGGAGUUCGACUAUCAUCUAUUGAACCAUACUGUCUCGAGCAACUUGAACGAUGGCGUAACGAAGCUUAUCAAUCCAUAAAUCAAUACUGCAACAAAAAGUGUUAUGAUCUUGUUGAAAAAAAGAAACAAUAUCUACAGCAAGAACUUGCUCUUACUCGAGAUAAAUUAGAUGAAUCGAUCAAAGAACAAGAUGAAAUGUAUAAUCAAAUUGAUCAUGAUAUUAAUUUAAUAGAAAUAAAACUUGUUGAGCUUGAACAUCUUCGAUUAAAACUUCGCCCAUUAAUUAUUGAUGAAAAUCUAGUUACUUCACAAUGUCUUUUUCCAUUGGCCCAUCCAAAUUAUACGAUUCAUAUCAAAUCAGGCAAUGAAAGUUCUAUUGGUAGUAAUGAAAGACAUCUUCUCGUUGAACGAGAAGGUAAACAUUUAUGUUUAUUGGAUCGAAAUUUUACUAUUGUUAGCGAAAUACCAUUUUAUCAUGGUGUUAUUCAUAGUAUUUGUUGGUCAUCAGUAAUCCAUCGAUUUAUUAUUGUUACUUUUAAACAAAUAUUUAUUUUUGAUGAUGAAACAAUGGUACUUUCAGAGUGUUCUAUAUCUGCAAACACAGAUUGGUGGCGUUCAACAUGUUCCGAUGAUGUUCUAUUCUUAUCAACUGCAGAAUGGGGUUCACCAAUUCAUGAAUUCGAUCUUCGAGAAUCCUUUCAAUUUAUAAAGACAUGGCAUACACCGGCAACAUGCGCAAUAGAUGAAGUUAUUUGUGAUAUUAAAUAUAGUAAUGGCUUUCUAGCAAUUCCUAUCUUCAAUAGACACACAGAAGAAAGUCGUCUUGAUUUGCGUUCCUCUACAACACUCAAUUGUAUAUGGUCAAUUCAUAUUCAUGGACGUUGUCGUUGUUGUGCAGUUAAUGGCGAUCAAUGGUUAGCCAUUGAUCAUGAUGAUUGUCGGUUUCUUCAUAUUUCAGCUGAUGGACAACUCUUAAAAACGGAUAAAUAUGAUCAUCAUCAACGGCUUGAAGAUGUUGCAACAUGGGAUGAAAACACUAUUGUCGUUUUAACUAAGAAAUCCAUAAAUUUACAUGAAAUUCGUUAA
Rotaria socialis is the source of this 1287-nucleotide messenger RNA. The record is from the annotation of a GenBank genome assembly. Lineage: Eukaryota; Metazoa; Rotifera; Eurotatoria; Philodinida; Philodinidae.